This is a messenger RNA of Hydra vulgaris (swiftwater hydra), 1921 nucleotides long. RefSeq lists its product as uncharacterized. Lineage: Eukaryota; Metazoa; Cnidaria; Hydrozoa; Anthoathecata; Hydridae. The record is from RefSeq and is a predicted model, not a curated record.
GUAGCUUAUAGUUCCUGGAAAACCUUUUGAAGCAUCGUUAUUAAAUAGCUCAUGUGAUUGGCAGCUACAAGAAAAAAAACAUAAAAAUUAGAAAAAGAUUCUGAAAAAGAGAUUAGAACACAUGAGGAAGAACUGCUAUUAAUUAGAAAAGGUGAAAAUCUGAUUAAACAGGGUAAUCAACUCAUCAAGCAGGGUGAGCGUAAAAUAAACGAAGGGAAAUUACUGCUUCGUACUCAUGGAUCCAAUGUAAACAGUGUACCAUGUAGAGUACCUAAAUCAUCUGCAGUCAAUACAUCUUGUACACCAAAACCUAGAAAGUCUUUUAUUAAGCUUACAAACAGGAUGAAGCGUAAAAGAACAGAUAGUCUUAGAGAACGAGAGGUGGAAGAACUGCAAUUUAAAAAUAUAGUGACUCAUAAUCGUCAUCUUGUUCCUCCAGAACAAGAUGACGAUUGUUUAACCAAGUUGAAGCAACACAAAAAAUUGACAUAUCCAGAACAGGUUGAAUAUUCUGAAACCGAAGUAAAAUGUAGUCUUUUCCAUAUGAUAAAGCAUUCAGUUUCUAGAGUGUUUGAAUAUCUUUUGGAUUAUGAAAGUAACUGCAUAAUAAGUUUAUCACAAGAAGAGCGUGGAAAUGUACAAAUUAUUUGCAAAGUAGGAGGUGAUGGUCAAAGUGAUCAAUCUGAGUUUCAAAAUUCAGAAGGUGUAGAUGAUCGCUCUGUGUACAGUAUAGUGUUUGUACUGCUGGAGAUCCGAAGUGGAGAAAAAAUAAUAUGGAAAAAUUUAAUUCCAAAUAGUCCAGAUGCAACCCGUCAUCUUCUUUUUUGUUUUGCAAAAGAGACUGCUAGUUUUAUUCAGGAAAAAUUUGAACAUUUGAAAAAUGAAAUUUUUUUAUUGAAGAAUAUUGAAUUUAAACUUGGUGAAAGUACUUUUGUAGUAAAGUCUAGUUUGUCAACUAUUUAUACCACAAUGAAUGAUGAAAAAACACUAAACGCUGCUGUAUCAAAUAUGCUUAAAAAAAGAAUUUCAUCUCAGUCCUGCCAUGUAUGCCUUGCAAAUUCUAAGGAGUUUAACUUGAAAACUAUUUGGAAAAAAAAUAUUAAUUUAAACAAGCAUGUUUUGAAACUUGGAAUUUGCAGUCUUCAUCUAUGGAUGCGCUGUAUGGAGUGGAUUUUCAAUACUGCUUGUAAACUCCCAGCUGUUAAGCAAGGAAGAAAUAUUCCAUCACAAAAGAGUAAAGAAUUUAUUGAAAACAAAAAAAAAUUCCAGCAUUUAUUCAAGAUACAACUGAAUAUAAGGGUUUCUUUUGUCAGGAAAGGAUGUGGAACAACCAAUACUGGAAAUGUUGCUCGCAAAUUUUUUAAUAACCCGAUUGUGACAGGGAGAAUUUUAAACUUGGAUAUCAGAAUGAUUAAGUUGUUUCGAGAUUUACUCAUUGAUAUAAACAGAACAACUACAAGACCGGAUAUAAAGGUUUUCAAACAGAAAUCUGAACAUCUAUUUGCACUCAUAACUAAUGAUAAAUUUUUAAAAACCAUACCUAUGUCACAAUCUGUGCAUAGGGUGAUAGUUUCUUCUUUUAUAAGGUAUUUUAAUUAUCCGAUAGGUUCUUUGUCUGAGAAUGCUAUUGAAGCCAGAAAUAAGGAAAACAAAACUGCUCGAAUUGGUCAUGCUCGUUUAACCUCUUUUGCAGAAAAUACUAGGGAUACAGCUAAUUAUUUGUUUAUGACAUCUGAUAUGUACCUCUUUUGCAAAAAAAACAAAAUGGAUAAAAAAAGAGUGAAAACAAAAUAGUUUAAGAAAGCAAAGUGAAAGUUCUUCUGAUAACUGCUUAAAAUAAAGGAAGUAAGACCAUGAAGAAUCAUACUGAUGAGCUGUUCUGCGUUGAAUUUUUAAAAAACGGCUAUUUUCAUAGCCACAA